This is a messenger RNA of Bolinopsis microptera, 1657 nucleotides long. RefSeq lists its product as uncharacterized. Bases 163 to 1533 code for a protein of 456 amino acids. NCBI's taxonomy places the organism in Eukaryota, Metazoa, Ctenophora, Tentaculata, Lobata, Bolinopsidae. The record is from RefSeq and is a predicted model, not a curated record. The transcript has 9 exons.
UCCAGCUCUUAUCUUUCUCCCAUUAACUCAAUUGAAGAAAAUUACUGAGCGGCAGCCACCAGAACAUCGGUGCUGACUGCAAAUGUUCUCUGGGAAAAUUCAUUUCUCACAAUUUGUUUAUUGUUUAGCAGUGAAACCCGGAAACCUUGAUAAAUCAGCAAAAUGAAGCUCCUCCUGACAGCACUGCUACAGGCACAGCUGUGCAUAUGCAGUGUGGCAGCACAAGAAGAAUACUAUGGUUAUUAUGAGGAAGGAGCUGCAGUGGAAGAAGAGUAUGCGGGAGAAAGAUUCUACACACGUCGCAACAGACCUACCACUGAGCCGGCGGGAGGAGAAUCACACCGCACACGCAGACGUCACACUCAACCGCGACUGAUCACCGAGCCGAGACCAAUAAGAGAGAUGCUUGGUGUUUAUCAUGACGACAUAAAUGAUGUUGUGGACUCAGAGGUCCACGAAGAGGGAGUGAAAUAUAGGUUUGAUGAUAGCGUUAUCGAACGUGUGAGAGAGGACGUGAUCCCAGAGCUGUGUUACUUGACUUCAGAUAACAUCACCAUCUACAACUCCUUCCUGCUGGACCGAAACUGCAUGGAAGAAUUUGAGAGUGUCAGCCCUCAGUGCGUCGGAUUCAAAUGUGAUCUCGCUCACUACUUCCUGGAACACGGAGCACAGAUAUUCACGGACUUCUUCAACGCCACCGAUUACAAGGAAGGCAUGGAAAUCAUCCACAGGGAGUUGUCAACUGCAUUUGAGAAAUUGGACAUGUGUACCUGCGGACGGGAGUUCUUCAAAGCUGCAUUCAAAUGUGCCCCAUUCUAUAACGCCAAUGCUCUUUUUGCUGCAACUGGCAAUAACGAAAAUGAUAUUGUAGCGUUCGAAAAGAUUGCUAGAAACGUGGACGUUAAAUCUGCGAGCAAGUUCUUUGAUAGAUUGCUGGCGGGAGUGUGUGAGGAAACCAGCACUGGAAUAUGUCUCAACUCUAUUUUCAACGUUCUUGAGGAGUUAGUAGAGAUGGGUGUGAAUACUGUUGAGGAUUUAGACGAUUACGAUGACGGUGGCAGAAAGUACAAGAAGACUCAAGAAAAACGUUGCGAUGCUAUGUUUGGCUCAUACCGCGUUUGGACUAAAGACGGUCGGGAUCCGACUUUUGACGGAGGAACUGAGGAGUUUUGGGAAGUGGCGCUCAACAUGACCGCCAAAGCAACCAACGCUUUCUACUGCGAAAAGAAAUGUAAGAAGGACAGAGGAGCCUUGUACCCGUGCUGUUUGAGGAGAAUGCUGGAGGAUGAGAAAAUGUUCGACAACGUUCAGAGAGUGGUUGAAAGUGUGUACAAGAUCAUUCCCGCCAUGGAUCCCGACUUUGAGUGGCAAAGCUUUUACGAGUUGGACAAUAGUUUCGAAAGAGAAUGGUCUGCUCGGGAAAUGGAAAAGAGAGCCUCCUGGACGGUCCCUGCAAACAUUCGUGAUGACUUAAUGAGGACUCUACACGCUGCAAAAUAUUGCGAGGGAAAGAUUGUUCGGUGCUCCAAGUAGUUUCGUUGAAGUUUAUGCAUUAUGGAGAUGGAUCACUCGUACUUUUGCGACUCCAAAUUGGAUAAUGGAUAAUGGAUAAUGGAUAAACAUAAGGCCAAGGGGCCGUUCACAUAUUACGUAAUCA